CCCCUCUGAAGGCCGGCGAUCGGAGAUCGUCGUCCCCCCACACACAGACACACCGGGAACUGGGUUGGGUGUCGCGUGUCGAUGGGAACUCGCGGCAACUGGUGGACGGACGUGGCCCUGGGCGACUUUGGAGGCUGUGCAAAGUAUAGUGCUAGAAGUACAUAGGGAACCGGGAGAAGACGGCUCACCGAUAACACGCUGACGGAGGGCACGCUUCGGAGACGUGAUGGCUGCGAUCCUGUGGAUCUGCGGGCUGCUCCUUGCAACGCUUGCAUGGGCCGAUGGACGUGCCGUGCCUCAUCAUCGGCAGCGUGGAGAAGGCGUCCGUCGGCUGCACAACGUGACACUCGAUAGCAACUUUACGGUGGGUUCCGCCUCCGGAGAACUACUACUGGACGGGUGUCAGGUGGAUCACUUCGAGGCGAGUCUCUUCGAGCUGCUAGGACAAACCGGAAGCCUCACCCUGCACGGUGGACACAUUCCCCGGGUGACUUACGCUUCGCCCUCCCUCGACACAAUCGUGGUGGACGCGACGGGUCUCGAGGAGUUUGACGUGGACCCGACGCUGGUUCCGCUGACCAGCCUGCGGACCUUGCAGAUAUCGCGCAACUCCCUGGCGAGGAUCAGCCCACGGAUCGGUCUGCUGGUGGGAUUGCGGCGGUUGGAUCUUUCCCAGAAUCGCCUGACGCACGUUGAGCUGGAUCCGUUCGCGGGGAUGCCUCGAUUGCGCGAUCUGGAUCUGUCGGUCAAUCGGAUCCUGUGGGUUGGCGUUACAACCCCCGGCACGCGUCUACCGAGCGUCCACAACCUGUGGGUAAGCUACAACCGGUUGCGAACGUUCGACGACUUUCCGGAGGCGCUCCCGGCGCUGGUGUCCGUGCGGUUGAUCGGGAAUUCGUGGAACUGCGCCUGGGUAGACCGGGCGCGGAGUGAUAUCAUGCGCCGCGGGAUCACGGCGUUCGGUGCUGAUUACGAUUGCCCCGGCGAGCGUCAGGGAGGUCUGUGUUGUGACGUCACCAACGUGGGAGACGUCACGGGGGCACAGUCCAGCCCAGAGUCGGUGGUAGAGUUGCAGGUGGCCACCAAUCGGACCGGAGCGUCCGUCGGUGUGCGUUACGGUGAUGUGGAAAUAUUUUUAUGAUGUGCUAUUAUUUUGCUGUUAUGUUGGGUAAGAAACAAGCCACUGGCUCGAGGGUACGGCUUGAUAAUCACUUUCGCGCAGGGCGUAAAGUAGAGAUUAGGAAUACUUUUAAAGACCGUUCGAAGUGCUCGAAGAGGCUUAAAGUCUAUGAUUAUUGGUCAUCGUAUCAGACGUUACAAUAAUAAACAUUAAACAUAAAA
Messenger RNA from Anopheles cruzii, 1341 nucleotides. RefSeq lists its product as uncharacterized. Gene Ontology annotation, cellular component: plasma membrane. The transcript is spliced from 2 exons. The coding region runs from base 227 to 1141 and encodes 304 amino acids. NCBI's taxonomy places the organism in Eukaryota, Metazoa, Arthropoda, Insecta, Diptera, Culicidae. The record is from RefSeq and is a predicted model, not a curated record. Gene Ontology annotation, molecular function: protein binding.